AGCCAGAACAACAGCUCAGUUAGCUGUCCACUCGUUUUAUAUUCUUUUUCUUUUGUUUUUAUUUUUUUCCCUCCUCUGUGAAAUCUCCAGAACAGCAAAGUAAGAGGGAGAGAGAAUAAUUCCACAUUGAAAUCCCAUAUUCUUUGAUUUUGACUCCACAUUGAUUUUUCUUCUGUUCUUUCUUGGGAAAAAAUUUGUAGAAAGUUAGACUCUCGUCAUUGUUGUUGUUAUUCUUAUUAUUAUUUCUUUUGUUGGUUCGGAUUUUUGAGGAGGAAAAUAAACAUUCUUGAAAGAGUUUGAGUUAUCUGGUUUCAUUUUUUGGGAGAGAUCUAGGAUUCACUUCCUUCAUUACAAGGUAUUGGCAGAUUCUUAAUUUUCCCGCAGCCGGGGAACCGGUGAGCUAAGUUUUCUUGAAUUGCAAGAGUUUUAAGAUUCAUUCAUUCAUGGGCAGAAGUUAUUUCUUUUAAGAGACGCCAUUGAUUCAGCAAAGAAGGAGAAUAAAACUGGAAGGUUUUAGAAGUUUACGCGCUCUUUCUUUCUCUCUCCGUGUACGCGUGGCUGUUGGGAUUGGACUCGUGUAAUGCUGUGGUGGAAGCAGUCUGAAACUCUAUCAGGAACAGAGUCGAACAGCUUUGUCUCAGAUGAGUCUCUAUGAUUUCUAACACAGAUCUUCAAGAAUCACGCUUUCUAGUCCUAGAGAUCUGAGGCUCUUUUGCCUGAAAAGUGUCCUAAAUUUUGCAACCGAUACAAGCAACAAGGCGUUUUAAAAAAUGAUGAGAAUGAAGACUAAACCGACAGGGCUGUCGCAUAUGAAUGGCGGCUCAAGAGCUGGCGGCGGUGGCGGAGGUGAGUCUGGGGCUGAGUGGGAGCUUAGACCAGGAGGAAUGGUGGUACAGAAGCGAAACCCGGACUCAGAUCGGAGCUCUAUCCCACCUCCGACAAUAAGAGUUAGGGUUAAGUACGGGUCAACGUAUCACGAAAUCAGUAUUAAUUCCCAAGCUACAUUUGGGGAGUUGAAGAAAAUGUUGACAGGGCCAACCGGACUGCACCAUCAAGACCAAAAGCUGUUUUUCAAAGACAAAGAGAGGGAUUCAAAUGCAUUUCUUGACAUGUCUGGAGUGAAGGACAAGUCCAAGAUUGUGCUAGUUGAGGACCCAAUUAGCCAAGAAAAACGUUUCCUUGAGAUGAGAAGGAAUGCUAAGAUGGAGAAGGCUUCAAAAUCCAUCUCAGAAAUCAGCCUCGAGGUUGAUAGGCUGGCCGGCCAGGUCUCGGCUCUUGAAUCUGUAAUUUCUAAAGGAGGGAAAGUAGCAGAAAAAACUGUGCUUAAUUUGAUUGAGUUAUUAAUGAAUCAAUUGCUCAAAUUGGAUGGAAUUAUGGCUGAUGGGGAUGUGAAAUUACAAAGGAAAAUGCAGGUGAGAAGAGUCCAGAAGUAUGUAGAGACUCUAGAUAUAUUGAAGAUGAAGAACUCCAUGGCUAAUGGCAAUGGCAAUGGCAAUCAGAUACCAAUGCAGCAUCAGCAAAAGCAUAAUUCAAAUGGACAGAGACUAGCCCCAAUUCAAGAACAACCACUCAUUCCAAUAGAAGAGGAGCAACCAAGGCAAUUGCCGGCUAACCAUCAUCAUGAGCGGCAGAGUUCAACAUCUGGGGCAGUUGUUGUUACUACACAAUGGGAAAUCUUUGAUUCUGCCCCUGGAUUAUUGCCUGUCACUUCAGCAUCCACGUCCACCUCAACAUCAGCCACAAAUAAUAAUAAUAAUUCAGUUCAUCAACCCAAGUUCCCAUGGGAUUUCUUUAACUAGGCUCUAUGCUACAGCCACUUAGAUGUUUUCUUCCAAUGUGUGUGGAUGUGCUUUGAGUUUGUCUCCAGUUGGUUUGGUAUCAUCUCCAUUCUUUAAUGUAUUUAGAUUUGUUAGCCUCUAUAAAUCUACCAUUCAAGUCGAGAAAUAAAUGGGAUCGAUAGUUCAUAUUACCAUAAA
Manihot esculenta (cassava) is the source of this 1976-nucleotide messenger RNA. Its product is annotated as BAG family molecular chaperone regulator 1. Gene Ontology annotation, biological process: protein stabilization. Gene Ontology annotation, molecular function: adenyl-nucleotide exchange factor activity; protein-folding chaperone binding. Bases 771 to 1799 code for a protein of 342 amino acids. The record is from RefSeq and is a predicted model, not a curated record. NCBI's taxonomy places the organism in Eukaryota, Viridiplantae, Streptophyta, Magnoliopsida, Malpighiales, Euphorbiaceae. The transcript has 4 exons. Gene Ontology annotation, cellular component: cytoplasm.